CCGGUCCUGGCUUUCGCAGAACCAAGAAAUCCGCCGCUCAGAUCUUGCACGAGGUAAGCACAGGCCAUGGCCAACAGAAGAGGCCUGCCCUUGCGCCCUAUAACUUCCGAAGAACUCGACUGCUGGACGCAGACAGUCCAGUCGCUGCCCAAGCUCGCAGAGCUCCAUGAGCGGACUGCCGAGACCAUCGGCCGCGUAAAUCGCGGCAUAGCUACGUGGCCUACCGAUGAUACGCUGCCAGCUGAAGGUUACGGCUAUGUCAAGAGUAACUACAAGAUGCUUGCCGCUGCUCUCAAAGAGCUCCAGAGCAUCGGUCAAGAAGACAUAAAAGCUAUCGAAGAGACGCUCGAACGCCUCGAUAUCCUCAUAGCUCUCCGGAGAGCUUCCGAGACCGUGCCACCAGAGAAGCGGAAUAAACGGCCCCGUGGCCAGUCUCCGUCAGGGACAGCGACGCCCGUCGCUGCUACUGUCAACCCCACACUCACGAGGGGUGUCUCUAUUACGGUACCGCCUCGGAACUCGGUGGGGCCACCGACACACAUACCAUUCUCCCGAGAGCCCAAGGCACGAAGAGAAGCGCUUAGCAAGCAACUACCGCUGCGACCUGGCAGGAAAGUCGCUUUCCAUCCGCCCUCGAAUACGAGCAAAGCUGCCGACUCCACCGGUGGUGGAAAGGACGAAGAAUACGAGGUACAAGAUCCAGAACCUCAGGAAGAUGGCUCACCAGGACAGUGCUACAAUACAACGUUACGUGGCAUUAUCCCGCUACCGGAUAUGACCGCACCACCAGAUAGUGCAGCACAUCUCAAUGCAUAUCCUGAAUUUCAGGCCGGCCAGACAGUUAUGGCUCUCUAUCCCGACACAAGCUGUUUCUAUCGGGCAGAAGUUAUAGAAAACCCGAAAGAUAUGGCUCGGAAUAAUCCUGCUGCGAAAGAUGUUCCUAUGUACAAACUUAAAUUCGAGGAUGAUGACGACCAAGAGCACUUGGUCGCGGCACAGUGGGUAGUAGAGUGGCCUGGUGUGUAAGCGGCUACUCGCAGGACUUCGAUAGAUGCUCCGUUGUACGACUAGCUGUAACAGCAUCGAGUUUAUCAGCCUCCAGGACAGUGUCCUUGUUAGCAAUCUCCCCCUGUGACUAUCGGACUAGAUGCCAUAUAUUAUUUUACAAUGACGCAGUACAUUGG
Phanerochaete carnosa HHB-10118-sp is the source of this 1184-nucleotide messenger RNA. RefSeq lists its product as uncharacterized. The coding region runs from base 67 to 1026 and encodes 319 amino acids. The transcript is spliced from 7 exons. Lineage: Eukaryota; Fungi; Basidiomycota; Agaricomycetes; Polyporales; Phanerochaetaceae. The record is from RefSeq and is a predicted model, not a curated record. Gene Ontology annotation, cellular component: SAGA complex.